This is a messenger RNA of Suillus fuscotomentosus, 393 nucleotides long. RefSeq lists its product as uncharacterized. The transcript is spliced from 6 exons. Bases 1 to 393 code for a protein of 130 amino acids. NCBI's taxonomy places the organism in Eukaryota, Fungi, Basidiomycota, Agaricomycetes, Boletales, Suillaceae. The record is from RefSeq and is a predicted model, not a curated record.
AUGCAGUCAGUCAGGGCCCUCAGUGUCAUGGCAAACGCCACAAUUGUAACGAUUAACGAUGCUGCUGCAGUGGCAGGAAGGAGAGAUAGCUGGUAUGACCCCUUCAAGACCUGGUCUGAGACAUAUACCUUUGAUCUUUUGGUAAAAUUGACCGAGGCACAGCACAAACUUGUUCUCGGAGCAAGCAGCACUGGUGCUGUACUUGACAUCACCGAGGCACUUCCUCAAUUGCAUGUACAGGAUGAUACAGCGCAGCAUCAAUGCCAUCCCACUCCAGCUGCAGCGCUCUUGUUCACUGAAAACCUGACUUAUGUCGAGAAAUAUAUGCCUCUGCUCUGCGAGAAGUCAUGCAGUGAAAUGGACUUGGAUGCAAUGUUCGAAGGAAUGCACUGA